Molecule: messenger RNA, 690 nt
Organism: Populus nigra (black poplar)
Lineage: Eukaryota; Viridiplantae; Streptophyta; Magnoliopsida; Malpighiales; Salicaceae
Exons: 3
Coding region: 1-690 (229 amino acids)
Source: RefSeq, a predicted model, not a curated record
AUGGAAUCUGAUUCUAAUGACAAGAGCAGAAGGAGGAGGUUUAGGAAGAAUAGCUUGUCCUCUAAUGAGUCACACUCUAGUUCGGAAUCUGAUUAUGAUUACAGGGGCAGCAAGAGGAGACUUAAGAAGAGGAGGAGACAUAGGAAGUAUAUCUUGUCCUCUGACAAGUCUUCUGAUUCAGACUCAAGUUCGGAAUAUGAUUCUGAAGACAAGAGAAGCAGGAGUAGGCUUAGGAAGUAUAGCUCGUCCUUUGACGAGUCUUCGGACAAGGGGUCUGAAUCUGAUUCUAAUGACAAGAGCAGCUGGGGGAGGCUCAGGAAGAACAGCUCAUCCUCCGACAAGUGUUCUGAUUCAGCCUCUAGUUCCGAAUCUGAUUCUGAUGACAAGAGAAGCAGGAGAUUGGAAUCUGAUUCUGAUGACAAGAGCAGUAGGAGGAGGCGUAGGAUGUAUAGCUCGUUCUCUGACGAGUCUUCUGAUUCAGACUCGGGUUCUGAAUCUGAUUCUGAUGAAAAGAUAUGCAGUUUGUCCUCUGAUGAGUCUUCUAAUUCAGACUCAGGUCCAGAAUCGGAUUCUGAUGACAAGAGCAACAGGAGGAGGAGCAAAAGGUAUAGCUCGUCCUCUGACGUCUAUUCUGAUUUAGACUCAGAUCAGAAAUUUAUCCUGUUGACAAGAGCAGAAGGAGGAAGAUGA